Messenger RNA from Esox lucius (northern pike), 1374 nucleotides. It is a transcript of the gene c11h17orf75, whose product is annotated as chromosome 11 C17orf75 homolog. The transcript is spliced from 10 exons. Gene Ontology annotation, cellular component: trans-Golgi network. Lineage: Eukaryota; Metazoa; Chordata; Actinopteri; Esociformes; Esocidae. The record is from RefSeq and is a predicted model, not a curated record. Bases 98 to 1282 code for a protein of 394 amino acids.
UGUCCGGUUCAACCUACGUCCUAAAUAAUUUAAAGACUGAACGACAUUUCUCCCUAUCUGUUAUUUGUUGAUAUAGCUGGCAUACUGCGAAGGAGUCAUGUUUACCUCCCAAACAUCUAUGCAAACGUCCUCAUUUCAAGAUUCAAUUGAUGUGGAAGAAAAGGACAUCGACUAUGACAAUGAAGACAUAGGAUAUAAUCAGAAAAUACAAUUGAACUGUUACUAUACCAUUUAUCUCUACCAGGGCACAAGAUCUGAGGCAGCUGCAGAUGGCAAUGUGGCAUGGAGCCAGAGAAGGACAGAUUCCACAGCAAGUACCAGUCAGGAAGACUUUAGCCUAACCUUAGUGGACAGCAGCCUGCCGUCAGAAGCAGAACCAGAGCUGAGAUGCUACAUCUCACGGAGGUUGAGCAAAGGAGCCCUACUGGGGGGCAUGGGCAACAUCGCUACUGUUGAACUCAGCAGUGUUCCAGAGGCAGCGGUGGGCUGUUACUGCUGUCUGGUGGAGCAGGAGAGAUCCCCAGAGCAGCCUGACGCAGAGGCUAAUGGCUACGUAAUCUGCCUGAUGGGUGGCUCUGAGAAAGGCCUGAACCUGUUUAGACUUGAGCUUGACAAGUACGUGCAAGGCUUACAGAGCAGUCUACAGACUCCUGAGCUGGUGAACCUGGAAAAUGAAAUCAGGCCCUACCUGAGCAGGUGGUACGAAGAGUCUGUGAUGCACAUCCACAGAGUGGUACAGAUGGCCCAGGGGAGUAUCUGCUUCCUGCUACAUGCUGCUUUGAGUCACAAACACGUGGAGGUCACCAAUGCAGACGACAGGACCAAGGCAGAUGUUGCUAGGUUCAUUAGGGCAGCCAGUCUGCAGGGCCUGGUCCAGGAGGACAUGUGUAAGACCAUCUCACAGGAGGCUCUCACUGACCUGAUCGUAGACUGCUCCACCAGCCCUCCCAUGCUCUCCAACACAGUCAGUAAUCGUUUUUGUGACGACUGGAUCCAGGCAUUCCUGAAAGCUGCAGAGCGCUGUAACCCUUUCCUGCUCAGACAGAUACUGGAGAACUUCAAACUCAAGGCAAUCCAGGAUAUGAACAGUCUGAAGCGGUUUAUCCGGCAGGCUGAGUCCAGUCACUAUGCUCUGUUCCGCUGCUGCCAAUUUCUGCAGAGCUGUGGAAAUGGGGACGUGCUGAUUCAGAACGCCCGUGCCGAACACAGAGACAUGCCUGAGGCUUGCAGCAUCAUUCAUGUGCUAGACGAGUUCCUUAGCGAGCAGCGGGCCCAGGGAUGAGUUAGUGACGGGCGCAUGGGGAUGAGAGACAUCAGGGUGACAGUAGUUCAACACUUAUUGACAAUGACACCUCCCAGGAGACAAUAGUUCCA